Emiliania huxleyi CCMP1516 is the source of this 877-nucleotide messenger RNA. RefSeq lists its product as hypothetical. Lineage: Eukaryota; Haptophyta; Isochrysidales; Noelaerhabdaceae. The record is from RefSeq and is a predicted model, not a curated record. The transcript has 4 exons. Gene Ontology annotation, molecular function: sialyltransferase activity. The annotation marks the transcript as partial.
GCUCCAGCCCUCCAAGCCUCAUGCCCGCCGCUCCACCGUGUCGCUGCACAAGCAGCACUUCCCCACAUUGCAGUGCUUGACGCAAUACGAAGAUGUCUGCGACCAUCGACUCCACCGUGCGUCGCUGCACAAGCAGCACUCCCCGCCUUACCAGCAGUGCAAUCGCAUCGCGCCCGCUCGGCCGAUGCGCGCUCGUGUCCUCUUCUGAUGCGCUGCUACGGUAUAGAUUUGGAGAUGCCAUUGACAGCCACGACGAGAUCGUCCGCUUCAACCUGGCGCCCGUGCCAGAGGCGCUGCACCACCAUGUUGGCCGCCGCACCACCACGGUGGUAGUUGGCUAUCAUGUCUUGCUUCUCCUUCAAGAGAGCGUCGCGCGUUGGCUGCGCCAGCUGCAGCCGCUGCAGCCGCUGCAGCCGCCGCAGCAUCACCAGCUCCAACCAUUACACGCAGACGACAACGGUGGUCGCAGCGGCUCGCCUCAAGUCGCGGUGCUUGUCUCCGACAACUGGUGUGUGACGGACGAUUACAAGUGCCGAGUGCCCGGCAAGUCGCGGCGCUGGGCCCAGCGCGGCGGACGAGCAGGCGGGCCGCCGCUAUCAUGCCCCAAGCAGGCCGCCUCUGUCGGGAGAUGCCGAUGCAUCGCGCACGCGUUGCCUGGUUGGAUCGAUUGUGCGCCCGCCCCGUCGAAGGAGGAGGUGCAGGAGACGUGGCGACUCUACCUGGAGCAGGCAAACGAGUCGUGCGCAAAGAGCGGCCCGUCGACUGGUCUCGCCGCCGCGAUCCACUUUCUCCGCCGCUGCAAGAGAGUUACGCUGUUUGGCUUUGGUCUUCCGUCGCGUGGAGGUGGCGACGGGGAUCUCCAGCAGACGAUCGGGUC